AUGAACAUCGGCUAUGAAGAAUUUGUAAGUCAAUGCAAAGACUUUAUUGCUAAAUGUAUUGAUUCACAAGAUGUAAAAGAAGAAGCAACAACAACAACAACAACAACAUCAGAUGAUAAUUGGCAAUUAAUCAACAAUUCAAAUAUAGCUCCAAAUCUGAGCUAUUUGCUAUUAAAAAAGAUCAUCACCGUUACACAUACCAUGACACCAAAACAACAACAAAAAGCACCAAAAGAUGUAGAGUUGGAAGAUUGGGUACACCAGCAAGAAAAUGAUUUACAAUCACUAUCAUCAAAUACCAACAACAAACAACAACAACAACAACAACUAUCAACCACAUACCAUGCCGAAUAUCACAUACUAUAUAGUCAAUCAUAUAGAGUUCCUGUAUUAUAUAUCAAUGUCUAUAGAAAUGGUUGA
Cavenderia fasciculata is the source of this 420-nucleotide messenger RNA. RefSeq lists its product as uncharacterized. The record is from RefSeq and is a predicted model, not a curated record. The coding region runs from base 1 to 420 and encodes 139 amino acids. Gene Ontology annotation, molecular function: ubiquitin-like protein transferase activity. NCBI's taxonomy places the organism in Eukaryota, Evosea, Eumycetozoa, Acytosteliales, Cavenderiaceae. The transcript has a single exon.